AACGGCAGCUCUAACUUUAUUUCAGUUUGUUUGUAUGGUCUGUGGUACCGGGGACGAUUCUUCUGCUUUCUGCUAUCAGCUCAGCUGCUCUUAGAUAUCAAACAAAAAUAUAUUUGUUUGUUAUUUAUUAUACAUUUGAAUUAAAUAUGAUAGUGCAAUAAAUUAUAAUGGAUUUGGUUGAUAUUUUUGAAAUUAGUUCCAUGUUAAUUGAAGAACUGUCCACACAAGAACAAACGUUUCACACAGAUAUUGUUAAGAAGUUUAUUGGAGGUAGAAUAAACACUAAAGGAAUAGUUAUUCCACAAGAAUUUAAAGCAGGUUUGGAUUGGAUUAAUGUUAGUAAGACUUUGACAUUCAAAAAGGAUCUCAAAGGAAAGGUCAUUGUGUUAGAUUUCUUCACCUAUUGCUGCAUCAACUGCAUGCACAUACUUCCUCAAUUGAAAUCCCUGGAACACAAAUUCACGGUUGAAGAUGGAUUGGUUGUUAUUGGCGUGCAUAGUCCCAAAUUCUCUAACGAGCGUUCAACCGACAACGUAAGGGCAGCUGUCGAAAGGUAUGAGAUCACUCAUCCAGUUGUCAAUGAUCAUGGUGAGGACCUAUGGAGUGCCUUGGGGAUAUGUUGCUGGCCUACUUUAGUUAUUGUUGGUCCAAAUGGGGAACUUUUGUUGUACCUCAUGGGGGAAAGCCAUGAAAAACUGUUACACUUGUUUGUAAAGGAAGCUCUCACCAUUUUCAAGGAGAGAGGUCAGAUAUCACCUCAUCCGAUCCCGGAAAUCAGUGUCCACAAUCAGUACAGACAGCCGAGUUUACUGUACUUCCCAGGGAAGGUGUGCACUGUACAGACUCUCUCAGGAUAUUUACUAGCUGUAGCAGACACAGGGCAUCACCGAAUUCUGAUAAUCGACAGCAGUGGGAAUGUUCAGCAUAUCAUUGGUGGGAAUGGAAGCGGUUUAGAGGAUGGAAGUUUUCAAGAGGCCAAGUUUCAUUCUCCGCAGGGUCUUGUAUUUACGGAUCCGUUGACUCUAUACGUGGCAGACACUGAAAAUCAUGCCCUGAGGAAGGUGGACCUGGCUGCGGGUACUGUGGAGACAGUGGUGGGUGACGGCCAGCAAGGAGAUGACAUGGUGGGGGGAGGGGUGGGGAGACACCAACGACUCUCCUCCCCUUGGGACCUAGCAGUCCUCUCCCCAACCACACUGCUGGUAGCUAUGGCAGGCUGCCAUCAGCUGUGGGCGUACUUUCUCAAAGAUACCGUCCUCUGGAAGAAAGCAUACGCAAGUGGUGUGUGUGCUGCGGUGGCAGGCAGUGGGCGCGAGGAGAAUCGUAAUAAUUCGUACCCGCAGCGUGCUGGUUUUGCGCAGCCGUCGGGACUCACCAUAACUGCAGAUGGACAGCAGAUCUACGUAGCCGAUAGUGAAAGUUCUACUAUCCGAGCAGUGAGCUGUGACGAGGGCAAGGUCACUGCUGUGGUCGGCGGUAUGGUUGAUCCUCAGAACCUGUUUGCGUUCGGAGACAAGGAUGGAUGCGGACUGGAGGUGAAACUUCAGCACCCUCUGCGGGUGGCGUGGAGUGAACACAAGCAACUGCUGUAUGUUUGCGACUCAUACAAUCACAAGGUGAAGGCGGUGAAUACUGGCUCCCAUCACUGUUCAACCGUAACACUCCAGGGUGAUUCUGUAACGUUCAACGAGCCAGGAGGUUUGUGUGCAAUAGAUAAUCUUCUGUAUGUGGCCGACACCAAUAACCACUGCAUUAAAAUUAUCAAUGUGGACAAUUAUUAUGUAAAAGUUAUGCCAUUAACAUUUAAAAGUGGCAGUCAGAAAGAAACAAAGGAGCUGAAACCUGUGAAGGAGGUCCAAGUAACACUGAACACUACGGGAGGUGUGUUGGAGCUGAGAUUGAGUGUGAGUGUGUCAUCCAACAUCAAACCUCUCCCUGAGUCUCCAGCUGUGUGGAAUCUUGCAUUGCCAGAGGGGUGGAAGGAGACCAGAUCGGAGACAGGGGAGCAGGGGCUGGAGAGACGUCUGACAUUAACAGUACCAUCUGGUGACUUGAAGCAGGGUUGGCAACUUAGGCCGCAAUGCCGUCUGUUCUAUUGCCAUGACAACCUGUGUUCUGCCAAGGUCCUGUCAUUUCUUGUCUCUGUGGACUACAGUGACUCGGCUCCCUCUCUGGCUGAGUGUGACAUUGAGUACCUGUUUAGCUUAUAACGAAUACAAACACAAGCUGUUAUAUACUGGCUUCGAGUGAGAUUUUCUACAUAACAAAGUCAAUAACUUUAUUAACACUUAAUUGUAAUUGUGGAGAAUUCACUCUUUUUAAUGCUUAAAAACAUAUAUAUAAAUAUUAUUUAUUUACUAACAGUAAUAUUUUAAUGUAAAAUUUUUACAUUGCAGACUGUCAAUAAACUUCGAAUAAAUUUGCAGUAGAAAAUGAGGUAGCUAAUUUUAAAUAAUACAGUAUUAAGUACGAAAAGUGAUCAUUUUAUGUAUUGGUAGCAGCAAUACACAAGGAUACAAAUAACAAAAACUAAUUUAUCCUUAUAGGCAGGGAUAUGACAAGUGUUGAUAUGUGUACAACUGUACGAAAUAGAUCGGUUGUAAGUUUUGCUCUGUAUUUAUUCAGUACAAAAUUAGAUAUUUUUUGUUAACUCUACAUGUAACUGUGUUACUUUCUAGUGGCAAUUCACCAGUAAGAAUAAAAUCUUUGGGAACAAUUCUGGAAUAAAAUGUUUAUCAGAAAAUACUAUGAGUUUGACUCAGCAAUACGUUGCAUUGAGAAUAUUCCUGGUGUUAAUUUAACCAUUGUCGUAAUAUCUGUUGUUUUUAUCAAUGAAAAAAGUAUUAAUGCACCAUUGUAGAGACUGGUGAGUUGAACCCAUCCAAAACUCACAUGACAUUGCUUGCUUUUCCAACCUUAUUUCACUUUACAUAGUGUCAGAGAAUCUAAAUUAAAUAGGUCCAAACCCCUUUUUGGUUGUAAGCAUUAUAUUACCAUUCAAGGUAAUACAACUCAAAAGACACUUGUUUACAUAAGUGGGAAGGAUAAAUAAAAUAUUUAUAGUUUAAUUUUGACUUCUCAGUAGUUGAAAGUGUCCGACUUGAGUAAAGAUGACAGAAUGACUGUGUAAUCUUUGUAAUCUCUGUAAGUUUUCCUCGCAACUCUGUAUUUCUAGGGUAUGGUGAGUUGUAUCGUCAUCCAUAGUAACACUUUAAACUAAUAUACACUCUAUUGUUUUGUCCCAUUAAAUCCAUAUUGAUUAUUGGUGCUCUACUGUACUUCAAUGAGAUGCUUAUUAGGUCAUUAGAGACUUCCGUCAAACUGGGCAACUCUGAUGGCAAAUUACUUAUCUUCUGCCUUCUUGAUAGCUAUUUGCUUUAUAAACUACUUCUUGGCAAGUUUUUUGCAUUCAUCCAGAUCGCAGAAAAUAUUGUAUGACUCAUAGCCGGGGGAGUGGAACAAACUUUGAAGUUACAAAUUUAUUGUGAGAACAAAUUUGUUAAUGUCAGAUAUCAAUUCAGUACAACCUUACCUUAAAUGUAUAAUAGUAUUCUCUCCUUUAUUUAAACCAUUUAUUAAAAUGAGGUUUUUAAAUUUGAUGCAACAUUCAAAUUAUUUUUACUUCAGGCUAUACAAAAACUCAAAAGUGUUAAAAUACAAACUGUAUUAAUAUCAAGAGUUAACUAAGAUAACUGAAAACUGCACUAAUGUUUGUAAGGAUAAGCACAACUGACAAGUUGUCAAGUGAGCCACUUGUUUUAACUCAUCAAUCCACGACUUGCCAACCAUGACUUCCUGUACCCUGUGUGAAACCGAGUGCCCCCCCCUCCCCCAAGUAAGAGCAUGAGCUGUGUCCGUUUCCAAUAACUGAGUAAUGCUCAUGCUGUUUCACUCUUGCUGGUUAUUAAUGCUUUAACUAUUUCUCUAUUAAGCUUAUCAAUGGGAAGCCUCAUUUUGAAGUCAAACACUCUGAUAGACUUUGUUUUACGGUAGCUUUUAACGUUCGUAUGACUUUUAAAAUGAUCCAUUGGCUAUAAUCUUGU
Molecule: messenger RNA, 4043 nt
Organism: Homalodisca vitripennis (glassy-winged sharpshooter)
Lineage: Eukaryota; Metazoa; Arthropoda; Insecta; Hemiptera; Cicadellidae
Product: NHL repeat-containing protein 2-like
Molecular function (GO): protein binding
Source: RefSeq, a predicted model, not a curated record